UCAUACAUACGUGUAUUACACCACUAGAAAGAAGUAGUAACUCAGUACAGAUGUGAUACAUCAAAUUUAUGUCAGAUUACAGGUUACAUAAAAAGGUGCCAAGAGGCUUCAUAUUAGUCAGCAGCAAAGUCAGAUCGACAACUGCAGUGGUGUUCCAGAAGGUGCAAGGAGAUUCUGUUAUAAAAACUAAUUACAAGUGAAGUCAACAAUGGAGCGUUGGUCAGGGCGUGUUGCCGUGGUAACAGGAGCCAGUGCUGGGAUAGGAGCAGCCAUCGCUGAAGAACUCGUGAAGAAAGGACUGAAAGUGGUAGGACUGGCGCGCAGAGUGGAGAGGGUUGAGGAGAACGCAAAGUUGCUCCGAUCUGAACCAGGGAAGCUGCAUCCACUCAAAUGUGACGUCAGUAAGGAAUCAGAUGUUAAGGAGGCCUUCAAAUGGGUCAAGUCAAACCUGGGUGUAGUGGACAUCCUCGUCAAUAAUGCCGGGGUAUGCGACUUCAACAAUCUUACAGACGGGCCACCGGAGAAGUGGAGGAACAUCAUAGACAUUAAUGUUCUGGGCCUCAGUAUGUGCACAAGAGAAGCCAUUCAGAGCAUGCGGGAGAAGGCGGUGGAUGACGGUCACAUUAUUAACAUUAACAGUGUUCUUGGUCACGGAACACCCUUCGCCGCUUUCAUGUAUGCUGCCUCCAAACACGCCGUCACAGCGCUGACAGAGGGACUCCGACGGGAACUGGUCCAGCAAAAGUCUAAAAUCCGUGUCACUAGCAUUAGUCCAGGAGCGGUUAAGACGGAAAUAGCUGAAGCAUCAGGUGUUCCGAAGGAGAUUCUGGAACAGUAUAAGGAUAACCCGAUCAUGGAAGCUAAGGACAUCGCCGAUUCGGUGAUGUAUGUUCUCGGAACUCCACCACAUGUACAGAUCCACGAACUCAUCAUAAAGCCUGUUGGAGAAGAAUGGUAAUUGAAGGAACUACGUUGGAUUGCGAGUGCAGAAGCAGAAGCCCAGCCAUGAACACCUUGGUUCGAAAUGUACCUUGUAAUAGGGGCACAAUACAACAGUCUGGAGAAUAUUGUGCAGGGGCCUAUUAAAAACUGCAGAAAGAGUAGAACCUUUAUAACAGUCAUAUAAAAAUGAAAUAUACAAUCGUACCCCUAUA
This is a messenger RNA of Cryptotermes secundus, 1154 nucleotides long. RefSeq names its product farnesol dehydrogenase-like. The coding region runs from base 209 to 958 and encodes 249 amino acids. The record is from RefSeq and is a predicted model, not a curated record. Gene Ontology annotation, molecular function: oxidoreductase activity. Lineage: Eukaryota; Metazoa; Arthropoda; Insecta; Blattodea; Kalotermitidae. The transcript has 7 exons.